Molecule: messenger RNA, 745 nt
Organism: Populus euphratica (Euphrates poplar)
Lineage: Eukaryota; Viridiplantae; Streptophyta; Magnoliopsida; Malpighiales; Salicaceae
Product: probable endoplasmic reticulum-Golgi intermediate compartment protein 3
Exons: 6
Coding region: 1-366 (121 amino acids)
Cellular component (GO): endoplasmic reticulum; COPII-coated ER to Golgi transport vesicle
Source: RefSeq, a predicted model, not a curated record
AUGAGAAUUUGCACGGACCGGUUUAAGGACAGGCUGGCCGAGAGCGUCAUCCUUGUCAUGAUACAAUUGAUGCAUGACACACCAAAUGGCGUGCAGGAGUUUUUCAUCAAGGUGGUCCCUAUAAUAUACACUGAUAUUCGAGGCCGCACUGUGCAUUCAGAUCAGUACUCUGUCACAGAGCAUUUCAAGAAAUCAGAAUUGACACCCCUUGAUUCUCUUCCUGGAGUUUACUUCUUCUAUGACUUUUCUCCAAUUAAGGUGAUAUUCAAAGAGGAGCCCAUUUCAUUUUUACACUUCAUGGCAAGUGUUUGUGCUAUAAUCGGGGGUAAUUUCACGAUUGCGGGAAUAAUCGAUUCCUACAUAUAACAUGGUCAAAGAGGAAUCAAGAAGGAAGUGGGAAUUGGCAAAUUUGGUUGAUGUUGUCAGUGGCUAUCUGUAACAUUUUCAGGUUUUUUCUUUGUUCUAGAUUUGUAAUAUAUCUGCCAAUCUGGUUGUUCACUCAAAAGUUGUCUUCUUGAGUCAAGGGAAGUUCUUUUUUUUUUUUUUUUUGCCUUCACAAACCUGAUGUUUUAGGCUGUAAAUGUUACACAAUAUGCAUGCUAAGCCCAGAGCUGAAGGCAAAGAGCACACAUUCAACUGCAGCUUAAUUGAUUGAUGCUUGUUACACGUUUUAGAUAGUUUGUACGACGUGAACACUGGAUAGCUGAGACUUUCUUUUUGGUGGAAUAUCAUAAAGCUCUCUCUC